Messenger RNA from Perognathus longimembris pacificus (Pacific pocket mouse), 1053 nucleotides. Its product is annotated as mediator of RNA polymerase II transcription subunit 21-like. Gene Ontology annotation, cellular component: mediator complex. Gene Ontology annotation, biological process: regulation of transcription by RNA polymerase II. The transcript is spliced from 4 exons. Bases 273 to 806 code for a protein of 177 amino acids. The record is from RefSeq and is a predicted model, not a curated record. Gene Ontology annotation, molecular function: transcription coregulator activity. NCBI's taxonomy places the organism in Eukaryota, Metazoa, Chordata, Mammalia, Rodentia, Heteromyidae.
CUUGCCUUUUAUUGUUAUUUUUGCUGCCUAAGUCCAAUCGUUACACAUUGGUUUCAUUCUUUUUCAUUGUCAAAUUUACAAUAUUAUUUUUCCCUGCUUAAAUCUGAGCUUACUCCAAAUUUCUCUAUAGGCACCUUACAUUGGGCAUCAAAUUUGAUGGCUUUCAAGGAAAAUCUGCUAGGCUGUGUGAAAGCUUUCAAUAAAUUAAGUCAAAUGGAUUUCAUUUCCUCCUCCUCCUUCUUACUUCACGCUAUGGGUGCACUCGUGUCUAAAUGGCCUUACUAAGCUUUUGCUACUUGAGAUGUAAUAAGCAUUCAGAAGCUGUACAGAUCCCCAUGAAGAGCACAGCAGUCUGCAUGCACUUGAAGAGUCUUGCAGAUCAGUUUUGUAAUGCCAUUGGAGUAUUGCAACAGUGUGGUCCAGCUUCAUGUAAUAACAUUCAAUCAGCAAUUAACAAGGACCAGCCAGCCAACCCCACAGAAGAAUAUGCUCAGCUUUUUGCUGCACUGAUUGCCCGGACAGCAAAAGACAUUGAUGUUUUGAUAGAUUCCUUACCCAGCGAAGAAUCCACAGCCGCAUUACAGGCUGCUAGCUUGUAUAAGCUGGAGGAAGAGAACCACGAAGCUGCUACCUGUCUGGAAGAUGUUGUUUAUAGAGGAGACUUGCUUCUGGAAAAGAUCCAGAGUGCACUGGCUGACAUUGCUCAGUCCCAGCUGAAGACAAGAAGUGGGGCCCACACCCAGCCUUUCCCAACUACUAGCACUGUCACACCCUGGCAUGAGAAAAGGACCGGUCCAUGCCGUUAGAAUUCCACAGCAGAUAUACCAACAUGGCAACAUCAACCUCUCACACAUGCUGCCUUUCAGCUGUUUUUAAUUCUCUCUUCAUUAUUGAUACAUAAGUUUAUAACAUCCUGAUGGAAUCUGCUUUAAGUGAUCUUUGUCAUCAUUUUGGUUUUUUCCCCUCUGGAUGAAGAUAUAAGACAGGUAUACAAUUGUGUUCAUAAUAGAGUUAAGCAUAUAAUAAAGUUGUGCUGUGGUUUUUUUCAUUUUA